Galeopterus variegatus (Sunda flying lemur) is the source of this 1769-nucleotide messenger RNA. It is a transcript of the gene FAABTP, whose product is annotated as transmembrane protein 19. Gene Ontology annotation, cellular component: membrane. The record is from RefSeq and is a predicted model, not a curated record. The transcript has 5 exons. NCBI's taxonomy places the organism in Eukaryota, Metazoa, Chordata, Mammalia, Dermoptera, Cynocephalidae. Bases 244 to 1305 code for a protein of 353 amino acids.
GCUCCGAGGGCGUGCGCUUUGCUUUUCCAGGGAGGCGUUAACCUCGCCCGUGGGCGCUCCACCGGCAGCAGUGUCCGGAAGGAGAUUGGGUUGAUAUUAUUUUUUUGUUGUUGUUCGGUCGGUGGAAGAUGUUGGCAUUUAUGUUUGCCUCUAAACGAAUGUUUUGCUGGCAACUUAAAUGACUUUAUUUCUCUUAGAAACGGUAUAUAUUUUCUCCCUCAGGUGCUCAUAUCCUUAAUUUUCAUGACACAUCUUGACGACAAUAUAUGCCAAAGAUAUAUAAGGAUGAUAACUAAUAUAGUUAUAUUGAGCCUGAUCAUUUGCAUUUCUUUAGCUUUCUGGAUUAUGUCAAUGACUGCAAGCACCUAUUAUGGUAAUUUACGGCCUGUUUCUCCUUGGCGUUGGCUGUUUUCUGUUAUUGUUCCUGUUUUGAUUGUCUCUAAUGGCUUUAAAAAGAAAAGCCUAGAUCACAGUGGGGCUUUAGGAGGGCUGGUGGUUGGAUUUAUCCUAACCAUUGCAAAUUUCAGCUUUUUUACCUCUUUGCUGAUGUUUUUCCUUUCUUCUUCGAAACUCACUAAAUGGAAAGGAGAAAUAAAAAAGCGUCUGGAUUCAGAAUAUAAGGAAGGUGGGCAAAGGAAUUGGGUUCAGGUGUUCUGUAACGGAGCUGUGCCCACAGAGCUGGCACUGCUGUACAUGAUAGAAAAUGGCCCUGGAGAAAUCCCAAUCGAUUUUUCCAAGCAGUACACUGCUUCCUGGAUGUGUUUGUCUCUCUUGGCUGCACUGGCCUGCUCUGCUGGAGACACAUGGGCUUCCGAAGUUGGCACAGUUCUGAGUAAAAGCCCACCAAGGCUGAUAACAACCUGGGAUAAAGUUCCAGUUGGUGAGUUUGACUUGAAUUUCUUAAAAAAAAAAAAAAAAUCCACCCCUCUUAAUUUAGUGUAUUUCUUAUUUAAGAGCCUUUUAAGAAUUUUAUUUAUAUUUAGUCUAAAUUGGAAAAGUAUAAAAUAUCCACUAAUGUCAUUUUACAAGUUACUGAGAAUCUUUCAAAAGUUGUUUUCUUUGGAGGAAAAAAACCUAAUUUGUUCUUUUUUAAAUCAAAUCAUUUGGGUUUUCUACAUCACUUGCUUUUUUUCCACUCCAGGUUUGGAUGAAAGCACUGGCAUGGUGGUCAACAGGCCAACGAAUGAGGCAAAGCACAUAGCAGGGAAACCCAUUCUUGAUAAUAAUGCUGUGAAUCUGUUUUCUUCUGUCGUUAUUGCCCUUUUGUUACCAACAGCGGCUUGGGGUUUUUGGCCCAGGGAGUGAAAUUUAUUUCAUAUCCACAGGUUGAAACUGAUGAGUUCAGCUAAAUUUGCAAUUCCAUCUUUCAUCCUAAGACUAAUAAUCGUAAUGGCAAAGCAGAAAUGCCUCCCAUAUUCCAUUAUUAUGGAAUUCCACAUUUUUCUCUCAUCUGCCUUGUAACAGCUAACAUCCUUCUAGUGAAAGAGUUCAUAAUGGAACUUAAGAAUGUUUUUCUUCUGCUGAAUGGAGGUUCUUGAACGAUGAUGCUACAUUGUCCCUACAUAUUGCUAUAUAUUGAAGUGAAAAUGUCUACAUAGUAGUCUAUGUCAAGUUUUAUUUUGCUUUGUUUUGUUUGUUUAAAACAAUGUAGGGACUAAAAAUGAUGAUAUUUUAAAACGGUUUUCAGUGGAGGCAGAGAAUGCCACUGUGCCAGUUACCCAAAUGUUAUAUCUGUUUCAAAUGGUUUAAGCUGAUGUGUGUGGAAGUCU